UUCAAGAUGGAGUUUGAGGAGUUGAGAGUUGAAAUUCCUGCUGAUGAUAGCGACAAAGAGGAGAAAGAUUUACCAUUUUACUUUGAAAGAAGAUAUGAAAAUAAGUCUGGGUGUUUCGUGACAGGAUUUGAUGUAACUUCGAAGGAAGCACAGGAAAGGAAAGAAAGAAGGGCGAAAAGAUUUGGCCUUCAGGCAAAACAGAAAGACACAGAAAAGGAUGACAGUCAUUCUGAGGAUGACCCAGAUACAGUACUGCCAUCUGUUGAUCCCAAGGAGUUGCCUGCCAUUACUGAUGGUGAGACCAGAUCAGAUGCCAUUCUUAUUCAUGGCGUGAACGAGAUGAGCACAGAGGAUGUGUUUGCAUAUUUCAGAGACUUUGCCCCUGGGUCUGUAGAAUGGAUUGAUGAUUCUUCAUGUAAUGUAGUUUGGGAUGAUGAAUUCACUGCUUCUAGAGUUCUGAUGGCAGUCGGAAAACAAUUAGAAAACCCAACAGAUGAGGAUAUCAGUGACGCUGUGGAAGUCAGAUGGAAGAUAGGCCCUCCUCAUCCCAAAGCUAAAUGUCUCCUCUUACGAUUGGCAACGAAAAAGGACAAGAAACUACCAGGGGCAGCCGGAAGAAGCAUGUAUUACUUAAUCAAUGGUAAAGCAAAAAACACUGGACAAGGAAGAAGAAAAGGCAUCGUCAGUUCAUCAAGAAAGAGGAAAUUAUUGAAAGAACAGGAGCGAGUGAAGCACAUGUAUUCAGGUGGUCCAGAAGUUGUCUUCCUCGACAAGAUUGAUACUGAAAAAGAAGAAAAAAUGGAUAUCGACGAACCUCCGCUUAAGAUUGUCGUCAACAACGACGGUCAGCCGGAAAGGAAUGAACCGGGAAAUCUACGCAUGCGCAUGCACGCUGAUGCUAUCGAAGAUGACGACAGCGAAAGUGACGAGGACGACGACAGAAGAGAAAAGAGGGAUAAAUGGAAAGGAAGAAUUGAGAAGAAAGAAAAUAAAAUGGAAGUCCGGACUGAAAAACCCACUUUAGACUUGCGGUCAAAACUUCAAAGUAGACAGCGACACGGGUUCAAUUUUAAGAACAGGCCGUCUUUGUCAAUCGAGAUCAAGGAGGAGCCGGAAUAGACCUGUCUUGAAGAAAAAAAAUUUAAGUUAAUUUUUUUUAGUUUUUAGCACUUAAAUCAUGUAGCUACGGUGUAGAACGUUAACUAUUUUACCACCGAGAUGUGCGAGCGGGCUUGGUUUUUAAAUCAUUUUGCUGAUAAAUAUUAUACGGCAAAUCUAAGGUACUGAUGUGGAACUUUAUCUUUAAUAAAAGUACAUAAUUUAAUGGAA
Messenger RNA from Pocillopora verrucosa, 1329 nucleotides. RefSeq names its product nuclear cap-binding protein subunit 3. Gene Ontology annotation, cellular component: nucleus. Lineage: Eukaryota; Metazoa; Cnidaria; Anthozoa; Scleractinia; Pocilloporidae. Gene Ontology annotation, molecular function: mRNA binding; RNA 7-methylguanosine cap binding. The record is from RefSeq and is a predicted model, not a curated record.